Molecule: messenger RNA, 2041 nt
Organism: Panicum hallii
Lineage: Eukaryota; Viridiplantae; Streptophyta; Magnoliopsida; Poales; Poaceae
Product: protein JINGUBANG-like
Exons: 1
Coding region: 154-1608 (484 amino acids)
Molecular function (GO): protein binding
Source: RefSeq, a predicted model, not a curated record
ACCUCAGCUACGAGUAUUUCUCAAUCCCAAAAUCAAGCACGACACACAAGACAGACGCUUCGUCGACCUCCUGCAAGGCAACGCGACUUUGCUUCUCGCUUCCCCCUAUCGGCAAUUCUUCUCGCUUGGAUACGUGCGACCCGGACUACGGCCAUGGGGAACCACAACAAGCUGCUCCAGUUCCUGCGCCCGGACCCGGAGGCGCCGGCGCCGGCGGCCAAGAAGCAGCCGUCGUCGUCGUCGGACGAUGAGGACGACGGCUACGCGAGCUCCUCCGCGCCGACCACCCCGACCACCGGCGCCACCACGCCGACGACGACCAACACCUCCGCGGCGGCGUCGCCCUUCGCCAUGUCCCCCUGGACGCAGCUCCCGGGGCUCGGCUUCGGCGCCGGCGACGGGUACGGCGGCGGCGCGGUCGCCAACAAAACCGGGCUCCUCGGCUCGCUCGUCAAGGCGGACGGGCACGUGUACUCGCUCGCGGCGGCGGGGGACCUGCUGUACACGGGCACGGACUCGCGCACCGUGCGCGUGUGGCGGGACCGGCGCGACCUCGGCGGCCUCCGCUCGGGGAGCGGCCUCGUCAAGGCCAUCGUGGUGGCCGCCGACGGCCGAAUCUACACGGGCCACCAGGACGGCAAGGUCCGCGUGUGGCGCGCCUCCGCCGACGACCCCGCCACGCACCGCCGGGUGGGCUCGCUCCCGGGGCUCCGCGACGUGCUCGCCAGCGCGCUCCGCCCGUCGCGGUACGUGCAGACGCGCCGCCGCCGCAGCGGCCUCUGGAUGCGCCACUUCGACGCCGUCUCCGCGCUAUGCCUCGACGCCGCGGCGGGGCUCAUCUACUCGGGCUCCUGGGACCGGACCUUCAAGGUGUGGCGGGCGUCCGACUCCCGGUGCCUCGAGUCCGUGUAUGCCCACGGCGACGCCGUCAACGCGGUGGCGGCCGCGGGGUUCGACGCGCUCGUGCUCACGGGCUCCGCCGACGGCACGGUCAAGGUGUGGCGGCGCGGGGCGCGGGGGCGGAGGGGCCGCGACACGUGGCACACCAUGGAGCGGGUGCUGCGGGAGGGGGACAGCGCGGUGACGGCCAUCGCCGUGUCCGCCGAGGCCCGGGUCGUGUACGUGGGCUCCUCCGACGGCGCCGUCGCGCACUGGCAGUGGCGGCGCGGAGCGCCGCCCGGCGCCGCGCCCAGGAACGGCGGCGCGCUGCGGGGCCACAAGAUGGCCGUGCUGUGCCUCGCGGUGGCCGGGCGCGUCGUCGUCAGCGGGUCCGCCGACCGGACCAUCUGCGUGUGGCGACGCGAGGAGGGCGCCGACCACGCGCGCCUCGCCGUCCUCACGGGGCACACGGGCCCCGUCAAGUGCGUCGCCAUGGACGAGGAGGAGGAGGAGGAGGACGACGGCAGCGGCGACGCGCGCCGGUGGGUGGUGUACAGCGGCAGCCUCGACGGGUCCGUCAAGGUGUGGCGCGUGUCGGCCUCCGGCGGCGGCGCGCACGGGGACGCGGCGACCCCCGCGCGCGCGUGGAAGGGCGCCUCGCCGUCGCCGCUGCGGCCGUGGACGCCGUACGCGGCGGCGCCGGAGCCCAAGCACAUGGGCGCGGCGUGAGCGACGCAAUGCCGCCGGCGCGCACCGGAGUAGAAUAGGCUAGUGGGUGUACACGAGGGUGUACGUAGAAAUGGAAAUUCUUUGUACGCCGUAUCUACGUAUGGCGUUGCGUAAUAAUUUUUUUUAUCGGUCGUGUUUUCUAGCUGGGCCGCUGACGUGGACGGCUUGGCGUGUGUGGUUGCGAUUUGGUCGGUGACCGGUGCGGCCGGUGGGCCCCGCGGAAGGUGUGAGGGGGAGUGUGGAAGCUCCCAAGCAACCUGCUGGCACGACAGUUGAAGGGGGAGAAAUUGGGAGGUUUUCAGUCGGGAGAUGUGAACGUUUUUUGUGUGGUUUUGGACUUUCUCGGUUUGCUUUUCGUUUGUGAGAAAGCUGUACAGAUUGGUUUUGCUUGUGAGCAAAGGAAAGAAGAAAAAACGGUGAUGGUUUGCUCCCA